CGCAGUUGGAAAGAUUCUCGCAUUAAAACGCGUGCGAGCGAGAAAGUGGCCAAAGAGAAUCCAAGCAAAGCAUCCAGCAGGCCGAGAGUUGCGCGCGCUGUCAGUUCGGUUUUAACCUGCCGCAAGAUCGUAGCAGGCCGCUCAGCAAUUGUUUUGCAUUCCACAGCUUACUCCAGUACACUUGUGUACAAUAAUUUUAAUAUCGUGUUUGUGUUAUUGUUUCUUGAAAAUUUUACACGUAAAUAAACAAUUUAAAGUUAUCUUUAUUGUGAAUAUGAGUGCUAACAUCUAGAGGAGUUAAAGACAAAUUAUCCGAAUGAGGAGCGAUACCAUGACCCCAGAAUCCGCGCCUUCAAAGAGGGGCACCAUAAGCGAGGGUCUGCUGAUGGUACCGAAAGCCCAGAACAUCUUGAACGCGAUGAGCAAACACAAAAGGGCCGGGUCCACAGGGACCACAGGCGACGAAAGCUGCACCACGGACGAGGAUUUUGAUCUGGACGCCGACGAAGUGGAUUCGUCGAAAACGUACUCGGAGUUCGGAUCGUACUCGGACAUAGCCACGAUAACCGACAAGAUCAAAAUAAUGCACAGGAACUCCUCGGACAGUUCGGUUUACAGUGAGUUCGAAAAGUACGAGAAAACCAGCUCGAAUGAGGAUUUCAAGGCGCUCGGUUGUAACAGUGAUUCCAGUGAAGGUGAUAGAGUGGAUUUCGCGGGUAGUAUAGUCGAAGGUAAAGCGGUUUUGAGACUACAAAAUGAGUUGAAAGAAGCCAAUCAGGAAAUCAAAUGUAAGGAUGAAGAGUUAGUUAGGUUAGGAAGAAUCAGGAAGGACGUGGAAUCAGAGCUGGAAGAUCUCACAGCUAGCUUAUUCCAGGAGGCUCACAACAUGGUCAGAGAGGCCAACGAAAAAGCUGCGGCUGCCGAAAAGUCUCUAAAAGAAAGUCAAAUGAAAGUUGACGUUUUGACGGCCGAAGUGUCGGCCUUGAAAACGCUGGUGCUGACAUCUACACCCAGCCAUCCCAAUCCGCAUUUGCACCCGCAGAUAUCGAAAGAUAACGAAUCAGGUGUGGCAAUUUUUACCAAGAAACACAGAAGGUCACCGUCACAUUUCAACCUUAAAUAUGGCAGGGAAAAUUCCCCACCAUGCUCUCCUGUCAAAGAAAUCGUGCACAUCUCUAGCGAAAUCGAAUAUAAGGAGGGGCUAGAGGUUGACCCAGUCCUUCACAAGGAAUUUUUGCAGUGGAAAGAAAAACCAACCCUGGAAAAAACCGAAAGAUUUUUGCAACGAAUUUAUUCGGAAGACAUAAAUUUAUGUCUAACUUUUACAAAUAAGGAAUUAUCGGAAAAAGUUGCGAAAGCUGUGGAAUCUGGUACAAUACACAUAGAAGCUGUAGGGGACAGAACCAAGGCUAUGUUUCCAAAAAAAUGCUCUUUACUGGAGGUUCCAAGGCUUUGUUUCUACAGGAUGAGUAUGGGGGAAUCAGAUGAUUGGUUUAGUAUAUCCCAAAUAUGCCGAAAUAGGAUAAUAGCAGUCUGUGAUUUUUUAAACUAUCUAAAAUACAUUGAAAGGGGUCUAGUCAAAAGUUCUGCGCACGACGUGUACUGGGAAAUAGUGAGGUUACGUAAAAACAUCUCAAUGGCAAGACUGGGGCUCAACAUUGGACCCUGAAGCACACCCAUACCUCAAGUAAACAUGUGCCAACAUAGCAAAAACAAAAACGAUAAAAUCAACAUUUUACAACGUUUGUUUUUCUUACUUUGAAUUUGUAAAAAUAUAUUUUUUAAAUAUUAUAAGCAUGACAGUUAUUUGGUAUGGAUCUGAUUAAAAGCCAAAGAUUUUUAUUAGUUUGUUUUAAAACUUUAUUUUUUUAAAUUGAUUAAUGCAUGUAGAUCUGAUGUAAAUUUUCUUCCAUUUUUGUGUAUAUAAGAAAUUAUAAAUGUUGAUAUUUCUAGUUUAUAAGCAAACCUAUUCAAAAUAAAGACUAUAAUAUAAAGAACCUGUGUUUUUACAUUUUAAAAUAGAUAUGUAGAAAAAUAGCUGCAGAUAAGUAAUAACAUCAACAACUAAUUCUAAAGAAAGUAACGCCGCAAAUUAUCUCUAGGCAGCAAUAAGCCAAUCAGAACAUGACAUUUUCUUUACACCUAGUGUGCUUUGCUAUAAUUGGUUUAUUGCUUUCUAUAGAUAAAAAGUAAAAGAAGUGAUAAAUCAACUACCUAUAUCACUCAAUUCUUAUAUGAUAAUAAUCAACCCUACCUAAAAACAGUUUUAUUUAAACUUAAUCCACCUCAACUUCUUUUUUCACUAAAGCCACAGCUGGAUGUAAAGUAGGAACUGCGCUUUUCGUAAGGGUGUAAGAAAUCUCGUCUGUGUAACAAUCAGGUGUAAAAUGCCUCGAACAAAUUUUCUUCCUUAUAAAAAAACCCGCAUCUUUUAUGCCUGCAAAACCCAUGCACUGUUGCCAAGAAGCACA
Brassicogethes aeneus is the source of this 2471-nucleotide messenger RNA. The record is from the annotation of a GenBank genome assembly. NCBI's taxonomy places the organism in Eukaryota, Metazoa, Arthropoda, Insecta, Coleoptera, Nitidulidae.